UAUACAAUAAAAAAUUGCAUUAGGCGACAUCUAUGAACAAAGUAAGUGCAUAAUAUCUAAAUUAAUUUUUAUGCAGAACGAACGCCAUCUUCAGGAUAUUGUUCAAAUAUAUUUACUUAUAUAUUUAAUUGGACAUAUUAAUGUUUAUUGGAAAAUAAAUAUUAUAUUAUUUCAAUAAAUAACAAUCUUAAUAUCAACUAGGAUAUAAAAAAUGUGUUACUUAUUAUUAUAUUUUAUUACAUUAUAAAUAUUUGUAAAAGUAUCCGAUUUAAUGAAAGAACAAAAAGAAAGAUUGUCUGAAAAGGAGUAAUGGAAUGGACGGAAAAAUGACGUUUGUCGACAGUUUUGCUUUGUUAUCGUGCCGAAUAAUUUCAACAUUUUUUAAGAGACAAAAUUUAUUGUGUGUUAGUGCGAGUAAUUUUCAUAUGGAUAAUAAAGAUGAAAUAAAAUCAAAUAUGGAAAUUGUUAACAUACCACCAAUUAUUUCCACUUACCGGCAAGCAUUGCAUACUUUUGAUGAGAAAUUUAAAAGCGAUAUUUCGACCAACUUGAAUAAGUUAAAACAAAUGAUGGAUAAUUUAAAAGCCGAUGACCUAGGUUUUGAUCAAAAUCUUAAUAACCCUUCAACGUGGAAAAGACCAAAUAAAGCGCCUUGCACAUACAUCGAAGUGUUUCAAAAUAGUUUAGUGAACAUGAGUAUAUUUGUGUUAAAACCCGGGUUCAAAAUGCCUUUACACGAUCACCCGCAUAUGCAUGGACUAUUAAAAGUAAUUUCUGGUGCUGUAAGAAUAAGAAGUUUUACCGAAUAUCCAUUAACGGAAAUAGUAAGCUCUUUGGACUUCGCUGCUCGAGCGAAACACGAAGCUGCGCGUAUAGCUCAAGGUAUUCACAAACGUAGAAGAUUAUUUGCUAAAAUAUCACAAGACAUUAUAUGUCAGGCUAAUUCUGCAACAUGUGUUCUGACUCCUACUUUAUCUAAUUACCACGAAAUAGAAGCUUUAAAUAUGCCAGCUGCGUUUUUUGAUAUUCUAUCGCCACCUUACAAUACGUUAAUACAGGAAGUAGGUCCAAGAAGAUGUGGAUACUAUUAUGUAGCAAAUGAGAUAAGUACAAACGUUGUAGAAUUACAAGAAACUGAUGUGCCAGAAUGUUUUUAUUGUGAUCAAGCACCAUACUUAGGGCCUAUGCUUAUAUAGCCAUAGAUUAUUUAGAAAUGACAAAAAUAGAAUUCUUAGAUAAUUUGAAAGUUACCAAGAAAACGAGGUUGUUGUUAUGAUCUCUAUUGUCGAAAGUAACUUGCAACAUUUAGUGCAAAUAAUUUUGUGCCUUUUAAAUAUUAAUGCCAAUAAAAAUAUUCUUAGAUGAAAAGACUUAGGUAGCGUUUUGGGUGUAUUUGUAAAAGCUUGUCAAAUUCAAUACAAGUUACCAUCUGGUUACAAAAUUGUGUCUUAAUUCAAUCAAUCAAUUAGAUUAAAUCAAAUAUAUUAAUAACAACACUGAAUUGUAUUAUUUUGAAGAAUAUCUCAAGACACAUUGUUCUAUACUAAUUUUCACAUAUUUUUGUAGAUAUGAUGUUGAAUUUUAACAUAAGUAUGAGAAUGUUGCUGUUAUUAAAAUAUUUGCUGACAUAAUCUAAACUAAGAUAAUAAAAUACAUAGUCAGAAAUGUAAGAGUAUGUUUAAAGCUCAUAAAUAAUGCAAAUACUGUGCUAACAAUUUGAAAGAAAGCUAAAAUGCUUCAUAAAGCACAAUACUGUAUUAAAAUCAUUUAACCAAACAAUACAGAAUGUUAUUUUGUACCAAAUAUAAACAAUGUUACAAUAAUAUGUGUUCAAUAAGCAACAAAACCAAAUCUGAUAUAAAACUAUAUAUUCUAAAAUUCAUCCUUUCUAUCAUCAACUCACCAAUCAGUCGAGAUGGCUUAGUGGAUAGAAGCCAUGAAUCUGUGAAAAAAUUAAUAAAUAACAUUACAACAAUUAUUUACAUACAUUUUCUUAUUAUAAUAAACUACAGAUAAAAUAUAAAAAUAUCUAGAAACAAUAUUAAAAAAAUAUAUGUUUGUAUAAUAUCAAUGUUCUGUCUUAAUACACAUUGUGUGUGUACAUAAAAAAGGUUUUUUAAACAUCACACAAAUUUUAUGAGGCAUAGUUAGCCAUUUAAUUAAUAUAUAAAAGUUUGUAGUUUUAAUGACAAAAGGUGUAAGUAUUUUAGAUAACAUAUCUGGUAUAUGUUUUUUUUUAAUUAACUGGUUUUUUUUUAUCCAAUGUCUACCAAAAUAAGUAAUCUAUGCU
Messenger RNA from Nymphalis io (European peacock), 2290 nucleotides. RefSeq names its product 2-aminoethanethiol dioxygenase. The record is from RefSeq and is a predicted model, not a curated record. Gene Ontology annotation, cellular component: mitochondrion. Gene Ontology annotation, molecular function: oxidoreductase activity, acting on single donors with incorporation of molecular oxygen, incorporation of two atoms of oxygen. The transcript has a single exon. Bases 315 to 1196 code for a protein of 293 amino acids. Lineage: Eukaryota; Metazoa; Arthropoda; Insecta; Lepidoptera; Nymphalidae.